AUCACUUGCGAUACACACAACAGCACAGUACUAGCACAUCUGUCCUUCUUACGACUACGUUCAGGUAUAUGGGCUGAUUAGUCGAAACGCCGACGGUAAUGGCAUACGAAUAGACGAUCCAUCACGACAACUCGCCACGAAAUUAGAUCAACUCCGACACCAUGGAACCCCAAGACCCCGUACCCGACGUCCCUGCGAAUGGGGACGCAGACAAUGAGGACAAAUUCAGAAUCCGUUUCUUGUUCGCUUCGGGAGAGCGGGAUAUCAUCAGCGCUUUCGAGCCUGAUGCGACCUUUUUCGAGGUAAAGGACAAGGUGCUCGAGGAACAGAGAAAGGGAGAUGUGGAUAUGGAUCGAGUUCAGACGGAGGAGAAGCCGAGGCUGGUCUGGGGAGGAAGAUUGCUGAGAGACGAUGAGGUUUUGAAGGACGUGCUGGUGAACAAUGCAGUCGAGCAUUCUAUGAUCGUAGCAGCUUCUACAGAAAGGGAACCCCUCGUGCCAGUUCGCAAGAUAGCUACCAGACAACGAACUCCGAAACCUCGGCCACCAUCUAUCGAUAGGAGGAAUAGUCCAACCUCUUCAACCACCUCACCUGGAUCGCAACCACAGCCGUCACAACCGGAAAUGCGAACAGGAACGCAGGCUUUUGAAGCCUCGGUCGCUGGACUCCGCGAGGGGGCCACCAUGUCGAACCUCGUCUCCCGGGUCCAAACUUCAGCUCUCAACCCUCAACCUGUUCUCAUCCCUAACCCCGGAUACAUCGCCGCGUAUGAGACGCUCUUCUUCUACACCUUCUUGGCUACGAACGAGAUCUACCUCUUUGCCGGAGAACCCGAGUUGGGAUGGUACGACAUGCGCCCGGCCCCUCUUUUCCCAGUUGAAAAGGUCAAGGAGGCUGCCGAGGCGUUCUUGAAGAUCAAUGGGAUCAGGAGGGAUGGGACUCUGGGGGAGGAGAUGGAGCCGAUCGAGAUCGUGGAUGCGGCGAGCAAGGAAGAGAGGGAGGGGGAGGAGAUGUUGAAGGAUACGGAAAAGAAGAAGGACGUGGAAGGGGACGAGUAUAUCGAGGUCGAGGUCAACGGCCUGCCGUACAAGAUGAUGCUCCCCGAACCAUCUUACAUCACCGCCGAGCAGAAACGAGCCCUAGGCCGAUACUGCGCUCGUCGACGCAUGAUCAAAACGCUUCAAGAACUUCUCGUCGCUACCCCUCUUUACGCUCCGUAUACAACCAGGACGGUCCGGAUUACCGCCCAGACCGCCACGUCCCCCCGAGGUUGGAUCGCUUUUAGGCGGGGUUACUUCAUGUUCCGCAUCCCCAUGCCCGAUUUCUUCUUGAUCUUCGCCAUCUGGGUUUCGGCCUUUUGGUCAUUGAUCAAGGUUGGGACGGUGCUCUACAUGUUCACGCGAGGGAUCCCGAGGGACGACCCGAAGUUCCUCUGUCUUGCGGGUCUGGCCGUUGGGUGGUGGAUCUGGGAUUGUGGAACCCAUUUGAGGAGGGCGAGGGCUUCUCGACGACGAGCGAGAGAAGCGGAGAGGGCCAGAGUUAGGGCCGCAAGGGGGGCCGCACCAGGAGGUCAAGGUCGAGCUCGGCACAGGGAAGCUAGACCGGCCAAUGGGAAUACACCCACUCGAAUAGCUCGACCUCACUCGGGAGGACGAGCAGCGAGGUUCAGAGCGUUCUGGAUCAAUAUCGGGAUCGCGUAUGAUCGGAGGGUCUUGCGGUUGUUCUACUAUACCCCUGAAGGGAACGGAAGCAGUCGGACGGCGCCCUUGGAGGUGAACGAUAGGAGGAUUCCCGGGAGCGAUGAGAAUCUCCCGCAUCCGCCUCCCCCGCCUUCGGCUUUCUGGAGGUUGUUCUGUCUGCCCUUGAUCCUCUUCUUUGCGACUAUGGUUCCUGCGCUGGAUACCGGUCGUCGCUCGGCGAUUUUGGAACGCGAACGACAUAUGCGUCUUUUGGUCGAAAAGUUGACCAAGGAGAAGACGGCCAAGGAGGCGGCGUUGGAGGCAAAGCGAAAGGAGGAUGAUGAAAAGGCCGCUGAACAGGCAUCGAAGUCGGAAUCGUCUCAAACGGCGGGCUCUUCGGCUGUUCCUCCGGAUUUCUUUAGCGAGGCAGCUUAUAGAGCGGCUCGGGAGGCUACAAUCCCUAGUCAAGACUCCCCUGAAGCUAGUGGCAGCAACGAGGCACCCGGAACCGACAAUUCCGAGCCUACGGCUGAGACCACCGGGUCACAGCAACCUCUGGACGGUCCUCAAUCGGACCAACCCACUCCUCAGACCGAUGUCGCUUCGGACCAAGCUACGGUCUCGCCGUCCCCUAUCAUGCCUCGAUUUCUCUGUGCGGAAGCCAUUGCGUACUACCGUCGCAUCAUCGGUACGACUGAGCGUAUUGAUUGGGAAGCGGAACGACAAGCUCAAGCAGCUCUGUUGGCCAACAACGGUGGUGGCGCGAACAAUGACGGAGCCGAAGGUGCUGCAGCGCUAGUGGCAGGGGACGAGCAGGUUGCGCCCGUAUUUUAAGCCACAUCGUGGUUCUGCAACAGCUCUGCAGCCAUGGUCUGCUCUCGUCACGUCGAUCUAAACAUGCAUAUUCUCGCCAGACGCCUGGUUUAAUCUCCAUGUAGCCAUCGCAAAUGAUCUAUCGUCAACUUGAAUAGACUAUCGUCAACUUGAAUAGACAGUUCAAGUACGUCUUCCGCUCCCGCCUUUUUUACUUUGUCCUCGUCAUUUGUUCGCUCGGAGCGGAGAGCAUGCCUUCGUGACCAUCCAAGUGAUUCAAAUUACCUUUG
Messenger RNA from Filobasidium floriforme, 2782 nucleotides. RefSeq lists its product as uncharacterized. NCBI's taxonomy places the organism in Eukaryota, Fungi, Basidiomycota, Tremellomycetes, Filobasidiales, Filobasidiaceae. The transcript has 3 exons. The coding region runs from base 162 to 2513 and encodes 783 amino acids. The record is from RefSeq and is a predicted model, not a curated record.